AUGGCGGCGUCUAGUGAUUCUGCAGCAGAAACUUCCGUUAACGGAGGAUGCAAUAACCUGAGCCUCCCUUCCAUCAUGUCUUCUUUUUAUCCAAUCACCCUCAAGUUUAUAGAUGUUUGCUAUAGAGUAAAGGCGGAGUCGGAGAGCAAAAAACCAAGAGGCAGCAGCAUAAAGAAGAUAUUUUCCGGUGGGCCGACUUCAUCGUCCGAUGUGGAGAAUCCGGCGGAAAUGAUUCGGGAACGGACUAUUUUGAAUGGGAUUACAGGUACGGUGGUGCCGGGACAACUCUUAGCCAUCCUCGGUCCCUCCGGCAGCGGCAAAUCGACACUUUUGAAUGCUCUGGCAGGUCGGCUACACCACGGCCGCGGUCUCACCGGAACAAUAAUCUGUAACGACCAGAAAUUCACAAAGCCAAUUCUGGAGAGAACUGGUUUUGUAGCCCAAGAUGAUGUUCUCUACCCCCAUUUAACAGUCCGAGAAACACUAAUUUUCUGCUCACUUCUCAGACUGCCCAAUUCAUUAUCAAAGAAGGAGAAAAUUUCUAUAACCGAAUCAGUGAUUUCUGAACUGGGUUUAGCGAAAUGUGAAAAUACAGUGGUAGGGAACAGCUUUUUACGUGGGAUUUCUGGUGGGGAGAGAAAGAGGGUAAGUAUAGGACACGAAAUGCUGAUAAACCCUAGUUUGUUGAUUCUCGACGAGCCAACUUCGGGUCUGGACUCCACAGCGGCGUUUCGGCUGGUGGUGACGCUGGCGGCUCUGGCGAAAAAGGGGAAGACGUUGGUGAUGUCGGUACACCAGCCAUCGAGUCGCGUUUACCAGAUGUUUGACUCCGUGCUGGUGUUGUCUGAGGGGAGGUGCAUAUAUUUUGGAAAGGGCGAUGAAGCCAUGAGUUAUUUUGAGUCUAUCGGGUUUUCGCAAUCUUUCGCCAUGAAUCCUGCUGAGUUCAUGCUUGAUCUCGCUAAUGGUUAG
Fraxinus pennsylvanica is the source of this 969-nucleotide messenger RNA. The record is from the annotation of a GenBank genome assembly. Lineage: Eukaryota; Viridiplantae; Streptophyta; Magnoliopsida; Lamiales; Oleaceae.